AUGGGAGAGGCUAGUACUGCUAAAGUAGUUGUUGAGCGAAACCUACUGCAAGAGAAGAAAUUAUUCAAAUUGUCAUCACAAGAACAAAACCAUCUGACAUCUGUACUUAAAGUCUUCCGGGCAGAGAACAAUUGCUAUUCAUUAAGCGAUUUGAGUUGUUGGGCAGAGGCCAGGAUAGGCCAGUUGGAAAACAAAAACAUUGCAGACGUUGUAAGCGUGGAGGAACAGUCCAUGUCGACCUGGCAUAGGGAUUUAAAGAGCACGAAAGCAGCAGAAAACGAGGAAUCCCUCGAAGAGACGAACGGAGACCAGUGGUCUUACGAUUCUCUCGUGAGUGCGAUGAAACAUGCACAACCAUGGUUGGGAAAGUGCAAGCUCAUCCUUGCCCCGUAUGCCUCCUUGGUUAAGGAUAUACAUGACGGUGUCACUCUAUUAGAGGUUCAACGGUCAAACACCUCCCGCUUAAGCCAUCUUCUGACAGAACUGAUUGAAACACUUUCCUUCAAAGAAUCGGAGCAAUCACUGGUGGAUGGUAUUGGCACAUGUGAUGCUUCCCUCAACCUGGCAGAAUUUGAUGGGGAAGAUUUUCAAGCCGCCACAAGAGUAAUUGCUACAAAAGUAGCUGCUCUGCGCCGGUUAUCACCCCUUGCUGAUAUGGAGGCAGUUGGAAGAGUGCAAGGGUUGUUGUCGCAGAGACAGCAAGAAGCAUCAACAAUCUUAAUGCCUAUGUUGAAGGAACAUAUUGAUCAGAUCUAUGACCGAGAGCGAAACCUCAUAGCAAAGGGCUCUUUCGAAAUGAUUCGAAAAUGUCGUUUUAGAGAUUCCAUGUCUACAGAGAGACAAGAAUUUUUGAAAGGAGUACAAAGCCUCGCUAUCUUCGGAAAGGGCAAGUUUGUAGAACUUCUCGAGCAUUUCAUUUCUCUUUCCUCGGCGCUAACAAUGAGAAUAUUACAUGCUGGCAUGGAAAGGAUGCAAGGCAGGCUUGUUGACGGUGGGACAAUUGUUCGCGAGACGAAAAUCUUUAGCAACCACUUAUUCUACGCAGCUGUUGUAGAGGGUAUUCAAGCGUGCCAACUCUUCGCAGACGUUUUGGGGGCAGCAUCGGAAGAAGAGAUUAUAUCCCUUCCAGGCCUUUUGCGAAGGCUGAUAAGCACGGAUGCAAUCAUCGAUGUCUUCUUGACAGAGGAGAGAAACGACGCCAUGCGAGCCUGCAUAUACCUUACCGUAUCGCGCUAUCUUCAGCUGAUUGUCAGAGGGGUAAAGGAUGGCGACUGGAUCCGAAAUGCGGAUAUCUUGGUGAAGACGAUGGAAGCGUCUGCAACUGAUGGCGACAUUGAUUUCGAAAAUGACACAGCCAUCCAGCGGAAAUACAGCACGAGUUUGCAGUUGACAGAGAAUGAGAAAGUAAGGCGUGAUGACCAAGAUUCGCAGCCACUCUCAAGAGUCUCAAAAAGUGCUUCUUUUUCCGGAAGUUCCAGGCUCGACAGAAGCGAAAAUGCCUUUACAUGUACAGAACAUGUAACGGCAUGUAUGUCCAACUACUUAGAUAUUGCUCAAAAUAUGUCCAACAGAUGUAAGUCCUUGGCAGCAGAGCAAGUUUCAUCAUAUAUUUCUGCUCUGUCCAACUCGAUGGACAUGAACUCCGAUCAUGCCAGAGCCGAGUUUUUCUUCCAUGUUCAGGAAAGUAUGGAUUUAUGUGACAUCUUGACUGCUUCCGAGUAUGAUCUAUUCAAAGGACCACCCGUCAAAACUGCGGAAAUUGAUCCGGCGAGGUCUCUCUGCGAGCGCUUGGUUGCCGCUGCAAUGAGAAGCACUGAAAUAUCAACACACAGCUGCAUUGAGCGGGUGUCAGGCACCGUGAAACUUCAAUGCUACGGUUACAUCGCUACGACGCUGGACAGAGCAGAGAUCCCUGAAUAUUUAAUCCCGUUCGCUCACCUCUCUGCAAGAGUUUGGAGGCACGUAAUGGCGAAGUGGGCGGAGCGAGAAGUUUUCGGGAGCCUUUUUUCCAGUCUCAAGAUGGAGUCCACAAAACCUUCGGGCGAAGCGCAGCGAAAGUUCCAGUCUGUAAUUUCGGAACUAGACGUUUCCCAAAUGGCUUCGCAAAUGAAAAAUUCGCUGCUCGCAGUGCUUGAGACUGCUUCCAAGAGUUUCGUUCUUGAAGCAUCCUGUGCAGCUUUCAUUGCGCUCACGAAAGAGAAACUCGAGGACUGCUUGUACAGGGCAAAGAAGCAAAGGCUCAGUGCCGAAUCACGGUCGCUCCUCGUUACAGUUUCCAAGGAACUUCUUGCCUCCUUGCGAACAGAACUUGGGAGAUUAUCUGAAAACAGAAAACGGAGAGAAUAA
Chondrus crispus (carragheen) is the source of this 2346-nucleotide messenger RNA. RefSeq lists its product as hypothetical. Lineage: Eukaryota; Rhodophyta; Florideophyceae; Gigartinales; Gigartinaceae. The coding region runs from base 1 to 2346 and encodes 781 amino acids. The record is from RefSeq and is a predicted model, not a curated record. The transcript has a single exon.